Messenger RNA from Ananas comosus (pineapple), 1520 nucleotides. Its product is annotated as dehydrogenase/reductase SDR family member 7. Bases 88 to 1071 code for a protein of 327 amino acids. Lineage: Eukaryota; Viridiplantae; Streptophyta; Magnoliopsida; Poales; Bromeliaceae. The transcript has 12 exons. The record is from RefSeq and is a predicted model, not a curated record. Gene Ontology annotation, cellular component: membrane. Gene Ontology annotation, molecular function: oxidoreductase activity.
CCUCCUCCCCUCCUCGACCCAAUCGCGCUUUAGUUAGAGAGAGAGAGAGAGAGAGAGAGAGCGCGAAGCUGAUCGUAGAGAGAGAAGAUGCUGUUUCUCGUCGUCUUCGUCCUGCUCCUCGCCGCGGCAUCAACCCUAAUCUACAAAUUCGCCGCCGCCGAUGGGGACUUCACGCUGCUGUCGAAGGGGCCGGCGAAGCGCGAGGAGGUCGAGGGCAAGGUUGUGUGGAUCACUGGGGCAAGCCGUGGAAUCGGAGAAAUUCUUGCAAAACAGUUUGUUGGUUUGGGAGCAAAGGUGAUACUUUCUGCUCGUAACAAGGCAGAGCUUGAGCGAGUAAAAAGUGAACUUAUCAGUAAACACCCAACUAAUCAAGUUGAAGUCUUACCUUUGGACUUGGCAUCUGGUGAAGAAUCUUUAAAAGAAGCUGUAGAGGUUGCAGAAUCCCUGUUUUCCGGUGCCGGCGUCGAUUAUAUGAUCCAUAAUGCAGCCUUUGAACGUCCGAAACGAAAAGCUUUGGAAGAAACUGAGGAAGGCCUUCGGGCUACUUUCAACAUAAAUGUCCUGGGUACCAUUGCUCUUACUCGGCUUCUCGCACCUUCAAUGCUGAAAAGAGGAAGAGGACAUUUUGUUGUGAUGAGUAGUGCAGCUGGAAAGUGUCCCGCACCGGGUCAGGCCUUGUACUCUGCUUCCAAGCAUGCUCUAAAUGGAUAUUUUCAUACUCUGCGUUCUGAGCUAUGUCAGAAAGGCAUUAAAGUAACUGUUGUUUGUCCUGGGCCAAUAGAAACAUCAAAAGUUACUGGAGAAAGCUCAUCUACACAAAGUGGUUCUUCGGAGAAGCGUGUGUCAUCAGAAAGAUGUGCUGAACUAACAAUUAUUGCUGCUACGCAUGGACUAAAGGAAGCAUGGAUAUCAUAUCAGCCUGUUUUGCUUGUUAUGUAUCUGGUACAAUACAUGCCAACAAUUGGCUACUGGUUUAUGGAUAAGAUCGGUGCUAAUCGGCUGGAUGCUGCUGCAAAGAAGGGCAAUGCUUAUAGUUGGAAACUGUUCCUCGGGCAAAAGAAAUCAGCAUAAUUAGGUUUCCGUUUGGCAACUCAACCAAGGGAGUAAAAAUGCAGGGCAUGCUGCAGACUUUUCUUGCUUUCUGUUCCGUUUCUGAGCAAUAGCCUAGUCUUUUCCCUGAAAAUAUUACCUCUGGAAGGAUAGUCGUACUUUGUCUAAUUAUUUAUAUUUUGUGUGACAUAACUAGAAUACUGAGGGCUAUGAAAUGAUGUUGAUAUGUGUAUAAAAUGCUGCCAAGAAAAUUUUUGGGUUGUAAUAGAGAGUUCAUCAUACUAAUUUGAGAGGGAUCUUUGUAGGCCCACAUAAAAUUUAUUUGACAUUCCAUCUUUAAUUCCAUUGAUUGAGGAUGUAAAUCACUGCGUUAUUUUACAGACCUCAUGAUGAAAAUGUUGGAUGUAACAUUGAAAAAAAUAUUCCACUGCAUUCAUCUGCUAUAGUGGAUGCGAAGUUGCAUGUGGCAA